AUGUCGUCGUCCGAUGCCACUCCACCACCACCACCACCAGUUCAUCAACCAUUGACACCGCACAAACAUUGCAACACUCGUGAUCGUCUUUUUGGAGAUGCCGCUCCGGCGAAGGUCGCCACUCCAAAGCGGGUAACUCCAACGUACAAAUCUCAAAUUUUUGACGAGGUGCCACCGUCGCCACAAAAGACGCCGAAGAGAACGAUUCCAGUGAUUUCUCGCAACCCAGUUACUGGCGAGGUCAAAACGGCUCCACAACCUCAACAGCAAAUCACCGCCUAA
Molecule: messenger RNA, 282 nt
Organism: Caenorhabditis bovis
Lineage: Eukaryota; Metazoa; Nematoda; Chromadorea; Rhabditida; Rhabditidae
Source: the annotation of a GenBank genome assembly